This is a messenger RNA of Mercurialis annua (annual mercury), 1569 nucleotides long. RefSeq lists its product as uncharacterized. The record is from RefSeq and is a predicted model, not a curated record. The transcript has 2 exons. NCBI's taxonomy places the organism in Eukaryota, Viridiplantae, Streptophyta, Magnoliopsida, Malpighiales, Euphorbiaceae. The coding region runs from base 71 to 676 and encodes 201 amino acids.
UUCAAAUUUAACACACACAAGUUCAUCCUUCACAAUUCCAAAUUUUCCACUUUAAUCCCAAAACUUUAAAAUGAACCUAAAAUCAACAACUCAAAUCCCCAAUCCAAUUCCCCCAAAUCAAAUCAAAAACAGCACCAAAUUCAAAGAUUUAACCACAGUUCCAACAAUGGCAGACAUUAUAUCCGCCUCAAAAGCACAAAAUCUUGAUCUCCAGCUCAAAACAGUGGGACCCUUCUUCAGAAUUACAGCGACGAGUCGUUUGACAAAAAAUGAGCUGGGUCGAGCAGAGGGGGUGAUUAGGGUUUGGUUAAGAGGGAGGAUUCUUCAUUUGGAUUCGAUUAAGUUGAAAAAAGAGACGUUGGGUAUGGAGAAAUCGAUUUAUGGAAUUGGUUUGUUCAUUGGAGCUGUUGCUGUUCGGUAUGGGUUUGAUUGUGGCUGUCGAGUUGCUGAGUUGCUCGCCAUUAAUGACUCCGAUCUUUAUCAUUCUAAGCUUGUUAGAUUCUACACAAGAAUUGGGUUCAAGCCAGUGCAUGAAGUGAGUGGUUCCACAUUUGGAGACAUGGCUCAUAUGUUAGUCUGGGGAGGCGUAGGAACUCGAAUGGAUGCUGAUGUUGAAGAGCUCCUAUUGAAAUGGUGCACCAGGUUCAAACCGAAAGAUCGUCCGAACCGUUCCUAAAUUUUAAUUCGUAGCAUAACUGUCUCUAAACGUUUAUUUAAUAAUUUGGUUGUCUCUGCCAUUACUCAUGCGCCGUUUUCGUCAAUUUUAAUAAUGUGCCGGUGCCAAUUAGAGUCGUAUAUGAACGUCUAAGAUCACCAUAUGACACAAUGUGGCAGAAAAUAUACUAGUAUUUUGGUUGGCAUAUCACGUCGUUAAAAUUGACGAAAAUACUCUAAAAAUAAAGGCAUAUACAGUCAAGUUAUUAAACAUAAGUUUUGAGGACAAUUUGAGUAUAUGUUGAAGAGAAAAAAGAUAGUGCAAAGACGGUUAAUGUAAAUUACCUUAUCAUAGAAGAAUUAUAAAAUAGUUUAUGACACAACGAUGAAGGACGAGCUCAAAUGCAAGGAUUGUCGAAUUUAAAGAUUAUCAGUUAUCUUCAUCAACUUCAAUCAGGGAAGAAUCAAAAACUUUUCUAUUGAAUGCUAUUAACUUGAGCUUCUUUGACUGUUUGAGAUCGACAUGGAAGAUAAUAUUCCGAUAACCAGCAAGAGGAAAAGGCUCAAAUGCACAGAUUUCCAAAUAGCGGUUGAAAGGGAUUCGUUUCUCCGAUAGAUAUGCAGUUCGUAAUGAGGCAAAAUAGAAGAUUGUGAAUGCUGUUCUAUCAGAAUUUGUCGAGAUAGAAUUACAAGAUAAAGUCAACUUGAUUCUGAUCAGGAUGCCGAAGAUAUUGGAUCAAUAAAACACAUUGAGUAUAAAGAACGGAGAAAGUUCUGAUUCUGUAGAUGUUCGAUUUGGUUUCGAGAACUCUUGUAAAAUUUUAGUUCAUUUUUUUUAUGUUUUAUCGGGUUAUCUACAUAAUAUUUUCAUGAAUUAUACAAAUUUUAUUAUUUAUCACGUUUUAUGAUAGUAAA